AUGUGGAGGCUGAAAGUUUCAGAAGGAGGAAGCGAUGGUAGUGAUCGACGGCUCACAAGUGUGAAUAAUCACAUCGGAAGACAGUACUGGGAGUUCUACCGGAAUCUCGGAACACCGGAAGAGAGAGCUCAGGUGGAAGAAGCUCGGCUUGAGUUUCGUAACAAUCGUUUUCGAUCCAAACAUAGUUCCGAUCUGUUAAUGAGACUUCAGUUUGCGAAGGAGAAAGAAAGUGAUCGAAUGGAGCUACCAGCUCAGGUGAAAGUGAAAAGUGAAGACGAAAUUACUGAGGAAGUAGUAACAACCACGUUGAGGAGGGGGUUGAAAUUUUACUCGACUCUUCAGACUGAGGAUGGUUUCUGGCCGGGUGAUUACGGCGGUCCUUUGUUUCUUCUACCUGGCUUGGUUAUUGGAUUAGCAGUAACAGGCGCUCUUGAUGCAAUCUUGUCACACCAGCAUCACAAGGAGAUCUGCCGCUAUAUUUACAACCAUCAGAACAAAGAUGGAGGUUGGGGACUGCAUAUAGAAGGGCCAAGCACAAUGUUUUGUACAGCUCUAUCCUAUGUGAGUCUGAGACUGCUCGGAGAGGAGAUGGACGGCGGCGACGAUGGCGCCAUGGAGAAGGCAAGAAAAUGGAUUCUUCACCGUGGAGGAGUUACCAGCAUCCCAUCUUGGGGAAAGAUGUGGCUUUCAGUACUUGGUGUAUAUGAAUGGGAUGGUAACAAUCCACUGCCUCCUGAAUUGUGGCUUUUACCUGAUUUUCUUCCAGUACACCCAGGUCGAAUGUGGUGUCACUGUCGGAUGGUAUACCUGCCUAUGUCAUAUUUAUACGGCAAGAGAUUUGUUGGUCCUAUCAAUGGCCUUAUUUUAUCCCUCAGAAGAGAGCUUUAUACCUUUCCCUAUCACCUCACUGAUUGGGAUCAGGCAAGAAAUCUAUGUGCCAAGGAGGAUUUGUAUUACCCACAUCCCAUUUUACAGGACGUACUGUGGGGGUCUCUUCAUAAGGUUGGGGAACCUCUUCUCAUGAGAUGGCCAUUUUCUAAGCUCAGGCAGAAAGCUCUCACCACUGUAAUGGAACACAUUCACUAUGAGGAUGAAAACACUCAGUAUAUCUGUAUUGGACCUGUCAAUAAGGUACUAAACAUGAUCUGUUGUUGGGUGGAGGAUCCGAAUUCAGAAGCAUACAAGUGUCAUCUUUUGAGAAUAAAAGAUUAUCUAUGGGUUGCAGAAGAUGGAAUGAAAAUGCAGGGAUAUAACGGAUCUCAACUCUGGGAUGUUGCUUUGGCUGUUCAAGCGAUCCUUUCUACCAACCUUGUGAAUGAAUAUGGUUCCGUGCUUAAGAAGGCAAACGGUUUCAUCAAAAACACACAAGUCAGGAGAGACAGCUAUGGCGAUCUUAGUUACUGGUACCGUCACAUUUCUAAGGGAGGAUGGCCCUUUUCUACUCCAGACAAUGGCUGGCCUGUCUCAGAUUGUACAGCUGAAGGUUUGAAGGCAGCACUCUCAUUAUCACGUAUGCCCCGGGAAAUUGUGGGAGAAGCAAUAGCAGCUGAUCAACUGCAUGAUGCUGUUAAUGUGGUAUUAUCCCUACAGAACAGCAAUGGAGGGUUUGCAUCAUAUGAGCUCACAAGAUCCUAUCCCUGGUUGGAGAUGAUCAAUCCAGCUGAAACAUUUGGAGAUAUCAUUAUUGAUUAUCAGUACGUGGAAUGCACAUCAGCAGCAAUCAAAGGCCUUAAAGCAUUCAUGAAUUUAUAUCCAUGGCAUCGGAAGAAAGAAAUAGAAGCGUGCAUUGGAAAGGCAGUUCAGUUCAUCGAGAGCAUACAACUUCCUGAUGGCUCAUGGUAUGGGUCUUGGGGAGUUUGCUACACCUAUGGAACAUGGUUUGGAAUAAAGGGUUUAGUGGCUAGUGGCAAGACCUACCAGACAAGUAAUAGCAUUAGAAGAGCAUGUCAUUUCUUGCUAUCCAAGCAACUCGAUUCAGGUGGCUGGGGAGAGAGCUUCCUUUCAUGCCAAAACAAGGUAUACACAAAUCUAGAAGGAAACAAACCACAUAUAGUAAACACUGGAUGGGCUAUGUUGGCUCUAAUUGAAGCAGGGCAGGGCGAAAGGGAUCCGAUCCCCUUGCAUCGAGCAGCAAAGGUAUUGAUCAAUUCACAAAUGAAGAACGGAGAUUUCCCACAACAGCAAAUCAUGGGAGUCUUCAACAGAAAUUGCAUGAUUAGUUACUCCGCUUACAGAAAUAUCUUCCCAAUCUGGGCACUUGGAGAGUAUCGAAGCCGGGUAUUGGUACCUCACAAAUCAUCAUUCAAAAGAAAAUAA
Fragaria vesca subsp. vesca is the source of this 2316-nucleotide messenger RNA. Its product is annotated as cycloartenol synthase-like. Gene Ontology annotation, molecular function: intramolecular transferase activity. Gene Ontology annotation, biological process: triterpenoid biosynthetic process. The transcript is spliced from 18 exons. Gene Ontology annotation, cellular component: lipid droplet. The coding region runs from base 1 to 2316 and encodes 771 amino acids. NCBI's taxonomy places the organism in Eukaryota, Viridiplantae, Streptophyta, Magnoliopsida, Rosales, Rosaceae. The record is from RefSeq and is a predicted model, not a curated record.